Molecule: messenger RNA, 4775 nt
Organism: Mus musculus (house mouse)
Lineage: Eukaryota; Metazoa; Chordata; Mammalia; Rodentia; Muridae
Gene: Cpt1a
Product: carnitine palmitoyltransferase 1a, liver
Exons: 20
Coding region: 560-2881 (773 amino acids)
Biological process (GO): response to hypoxia; regulation of insulin secretion; triglyceride metabolic process
Cellular component (GO): mitochondrion; mitochondrial outer membrane
Molecular function (GO): identical protein binding; carnitine O-palmitoyltransferase activity; acyltransferase activity
Source: RefSeq, a predicted model, not a curated record
CGCGCUGCAGCCCAGCUGGGCUCAGCCAAUCACCCGCGGCGCGCGUCGGUGAGCCUGGCCUCGCCCGCCCCGGCCCGGACUCCGCUCGCUCAUUCCGCCGCCGCCGUCUGCAGACUCGCGAAACCCUUCGAGGCACGGUGCCGGCUGGCUGUUUUGUUGUAUGCGACAGCUGUCCUCGGACAAAGCGGAUCGGUGACUCCGGGAUGGCAGCGGCGACGCGUCGCUCCGGAAGGCCUGCGUGGGCUCGGCCGGUGGAACAGGAUCCGAGCGCCCCGGACGCGCCAGCACGGGGGCGGGGCACCCGUAACCUUUCCCCUACUUUUCUCAGCCGUCACGUGACCCGGCUGGGUAGGGGAAGGGGCGGGGCGGGAAGCCGCUGUUGUUAGUGCCCUUCCCUUCCCCAGCGCCUUGAACUUGCAGUCUGGAUCUGCAGGCGGCUAGAGCCACGCGACUUUCCUGUACUUUGACCGUUUGAAGGUUUUUUUUUUUUUUUGGUUAGAAAAUAUGUUUAGUCACUCUUCAGUCACUCUUCAUAGAUAUUUACCGGUCACCACUCAAGAUGGCAGAGGCUCACCAAGCUGUGGCCUUCCAGUUCACAGUCACCCCUGAUGGCAUCGAUCUCCGCCUGAGCCAUGAAGCCCUCAAACAGAUCUGCCUGUCAGGGCUGCACUCCUGGAAGAAGAAGUUCAUCCGAUUCAAGAAUGGCAUCAUCACUGGUGUGUUCCCCGCGAGUCCCUCCAGCUGGCUUAUCGUGGUGGUGGGUGUGAUAUCAUCCAUGCAUACCAAAGUGGACCCCUCCCUGGGCAUGAUUGCAAAGAUCAAUCGGACCCUAGACACCACUGGCCGCAUGUCAAGCCAGACGAAGAACAUCGUGAGUGGCGUCCUCUUUGGCACAGGGCUCUGGGUGGCGAUCAUCAUGACUAUGCGCUACUCGCUGAAGGUGCUGCUCUCCUACCAUGGCUGGAUGUUUGCAGAGCACGGCAAAAUGAGCCGCAGCACCAGAAUCUGGAUGGCUAUGGUCAAGGUCUUCUCGGGUCGAAAGCCCAUGUUGUACAGCUUCCAGACGUCUCUGCCGCGCCUGCCUGUCCCAGCUGUCAAAGAUACCGUGAGCAGGUACCUGGAGUCUGUGAGGCCACUGAUGAAGGAGGGAGACUUCCAACGCAUGACAGCACUGGCCCAGGAUUUUGCUGUCAACCUUGGACCCAAAUUGCAGUGGUAUUUGAAGCUAAAAUCCUGGUGGGCCACAAAUUAUGUGAGUGACUGGUGGGAGGAAUACAUCUACCUGCGGGGCCGAGGGCCGAUCAUGGUUAACAGCAACUACUACGCCAUGGAGAUGCUCUACAUCACCCCAACCCAUAUUCAGGCAGCGAGAGCUGGCAACACCAUCCACGCCAUACUGCUGUAUCGUCGCACGGUAGACCGUGAGGAACUCAAACCUAUUCGUCUUCUGGGAUCUACAAUUCCCCUCUGCUCUGCUCAGUGGGAGCGACUCUUCAAUACUUCCCGCAUCCCUGGGGAGGAGACAGACACCAUCCAACACGUCAAGGACAGCAGGCACAUUGUCGUGUACCACAGAGGCCGUUACUUCAAGGUCUGGCUCUACCAUGACGGGAGGCUGCUGAGGCCCCGUGAGCUGGAGCAGCAGAUGCAGCAGAUCCUGGAUGACACCUCAGAGCCGCAGCCCGGGGAAGCCAAGCUUGCCGCCCUCACUGCCGCAGACAGAGUGCCCUGGGCGAAGUGUCGGCAGACCUAUUUUGCACGAGGAAAAAAUAAGCAAUCUCUGGAUGCGGUAGAAAAGGCAGCAUUCUUCGUGACGUUGGACGAAUCGGAACAGGGAUAUAGAGAGGAGGACCCUGAGGCAUCUAUUGACAGCUAUGCCAAAUCUCUGCUGCAUGGUAGAUGUUUCGACAGGUGGUUUGACAAGUCCAUCACCUUUGUUGUCUUCAAAAACAGCAAGAUAGGCAUAAACGCAGAGCAUUCCUGGGCGGACGCGCCCAUCGUGGGCCAUCUGUGGGAGUAUGUCAUGGCCACCGACGUCUUCCAGCUGGGCUACUCAGAGGAUGGACACUGUAAAGGAGACAAGAACCCCAACAUCCCCAAACCCACCAGGCUACAGUGGGACAUUCCAGGAGAAUGCCAGGAGGUCAUAGAGACAUCCCUAAGCAGUGCCAGUUUUUUGGCAAAUGAUGUGGACCUGCAUUCCUUCCCAUUUGACACCUUUGGCAAAGGCUUGAUCAAGAAGUGCCGGACGAGUCCCGAUGCCUUCAUCCAGCUGGCACUGCAGCUCGCACAUUACAAGGACAUGGGCAAGUUCUGCCUCACGUAUGAGGCUUCCAUGACUCGGCUCUUCCGAGAGGGGAGGACAGAGACUGUACGCUCCUGCACUACGGAGUCCUGCAACUUUGUGCUGGCCAUGAUGGACCCCACAACAACGGCAGAGCAGAGGUUCAAGCUGUUCAAGAUAGCUUGUGAAAAGCACCAGCACCUGUACCGCCUCGCCAUGACGGGCGCUGGCAUCGACCGCCACCUCUUCUGCCUCUAUGUGGUGUCCAAGUAUCUGGCAGUCGACUCACCUUUCCUGAAGGAGGUACUGUCUGAGCCAUGGAGGUUGUCCACGAGCCAGACUCCUCAGCAGCAGGUGGAACUGUUUGACUUUGAGAAAUACCCUGACUAUGUGUCCUGUGGCGGGGGCUUUGGGCCGGUUGCUGAUGACGGCUAUGGUGUUUCCUACAUUAUUGUGGGAGAGAAUUUCAUCCACUUCCAUAUUUCUUCCAAGUUCUCUAGCCCUGAGACAGACUCACACCGCUUUGGGAAGCACUUGAGACAAGCCAUGAUGGACAUUAUCACCUUGUUUGGCCUCACCGCCAAUUCCAAAAAGUAACUGUCGGAGCCGCACGGAAGGAAAAUGGACUCUAGUGAUACAAACCAAAUGAAUAGGUGUUGCUCCUGACCAUAGGACAGGCAGAAAAUUGUUCUUAUAAAACUCAGUUUUCCUUCCAGAAGGUUUACCGUCGGUCUCCCUAGAACAACCGUAGGCUCCACCGUUUGACUUGUGACCCUACUACAUCCAGAGAUGCCUUGGCUCCAGGAAUAUUGGGCACAGUCCCCCGAAGUCUUUUGAAUCGGCUCCUAAUGGAUAAAGGGAUUUAAAUGCUGGUGAAUCCCUGGAUUUUGGGGGUUGUAUCAAUAUGUGUUGGAGGUGACAGACUUCCUCAGUGGUGACCCUGUGGAUACUUGGGACUUGACUUCACCCAGGCAGUGAGAGCAUCACCUUGUGGAAAGAGAAAGUGGCUUCAGAGCCAGUGGAGGUAACAGCUCUAGCUAACACACCUGUAACACACUAAUGGAAUGGUUAGGCCUGGGGAUUAAGGUUCUGCUAUGAAUGACAGCCACCAUCGCUUUGGGAGUCCACAUUUGACUCCACAUUUCCUGGAAGCAGGAUACCACCUCCUCAGUGCCACCUUCGAAACCCAGUGCCUUAACGAUGGGAGCCCAUUGGCAAGUGGGGCCAUAGAGAAGGCUUAGCAUGUGAAGCCUUUGGGUGGAUAUGUGAGGGUGCUGCUUCCCCUCACAAGUUCCUGCAUAGAGAUGUCCCUAAGUAAGCACUUCCCCCACCCUAGAAGAUGAGGUCCCUGGUGGAGGGAGCGAUGCAGAAUCUCAUUGGCCACCAGUUCCAUUAAGCAACAAAAUAACAGAUGUGUCCACAGAGGGAAGUGAGGGGCUUGGUAGUCAAAGGCUACCAAGUUGGACACCAGCUGGAGAGUGUGGCAGCCAUUGGCAAGGAGAGUGAGACCCUGGUCACUGAGUCAGGCAUACUGACACAGGCAGCCAAAGCCUUGUCAUGGCAGCCAGGAGAUAGAGAUCCUGGCAGAUACACCAACGGGCUCAUCUUCUAAUCCCACCCAGUCAGAUUCCAACCAGAGCAAAUUCGAUAGAAGGCUAGGUCAUUUUGGUGACAGACUCGGGGGUCUCAAGUAAUGGGUGCUUUGUACCCAAAUACCAUCCCUCUGUGAGAGUGCCUUUCUUGACAACAUCCAAUAGACUGUAAAGCAACUCCGUUUGGUAUUCCAUGUAAACAUAGCAUAAUGGAGUGGCCUCCCCUACCUGUUACCAUCCUGUCCUGACAAGUUUAGCUCUUCGUGUUUUAAAUCAUGUAUUUAUUUUCCAGUGCCCCUUUGGCCUUGCUUGAUUCCUACUCGUGUGCUAGCUGUAACAGAAGUGAGGGUGGGGUGGCCAGAAGUACAGAGAGGUGCUGGCUGAACAGCUCAUGCGUGUUUUAUAAGUAUCCAUGAAUACAAAAAAAAGAAUCACACCUACAAGGGCCAAAGUUUUUUUCCUACUAAAAACAAGAAAACAAAAGGCAACAUAAAUAUAUAGCAGAGACAACUGUAAGUCAAAGCCGCCUGACCGCGCUCUUAGGACUACUUGCUAACCUCUGUUACUCGGAGUAUUCCUGCUAGUACCCAAGUGUGACAUUCCUCUCUCAGGUCUCCAGUGUCCUUCCUUGCUGCUCCUGAGCAGUUACCAAUGCAAUUUUUUACUCCUUCCAAGGCAGAAGAGUGGGCUUUCACUGUAAGUGUUCAAAGGAGGAGGUAAGACUACUAUGUAUUUAAUGUGGAACAAAACAUAGUCUUACCGCAGCCAAGGUUCGAAUUUGGUUUUCUAAUCUGUCCAUUGCAUGUAAAUACCAUAUGCUGUUUGGAUAUAAAUCUUAGAAAUGCAUGUGUGAACGAAUAUAGCUGACCAUUAAUAAAACAUUAAUCCCGCCUACUACA